Molecule: messenger RNA, 1668 nt
Organism: Penicillium olsonii
Lineage: Eukaryota; Fungi; Ascomycota; Eurotiomycetes; Eurotiales; Aspergillaceae
Source: the annotation of a GenBank genome assembly
AUGAGGUCUGCUAAAGCUGUCGUCUCUGAAAAACUCGCCCGCCUCGGAGCGUCCAGCAUGUCUUACCACGGCGGAGCGCACGUCGCCAACCGGCCUCCCCAUACUAUCACCUCUUUGCGACGCUGGUCGAUUGUGAACAAGGAAUUGCCCGUGUUCCUCAGUCCGUUGCCCAACCCGCAAAUAUGGCACGGCUCUUCAGUGGGUUUCCUACAAACAGAAGAUAGCUUCGCAACCGGCGGUUGGUGGCAUGAUCCCAAUAUCCUCGGUGCUACUGGAAAGGGCCUGGAGGUUGAAGAGCCUCGUGGAUGGGAAGGCUGGUGGAAUGACAACAUUCUGCGCUUAGUCAAGAUGAGCAUGGAGCAAAAGGAUGCCCUCACGGUUCUCCUGACUGGCCGCAGUGAGGCUGGUUUCGCGGAGACCAUCAAAAGAAUGGUAGCGAGCCAGAACCUGGAAUUUGACCUCAUUGGCCUCAAGCCAGAGGUUGGCCCGAAUGGCCAACGCUUUGCUACCACCAUGGACUUCAAGCAGAGUUUCCUAGAGGAUCUGGUUCUCACUUACGAGCAGGCCGAAGAAAUUCGCGUUUACGAGGACCGCGUCAAGCAUGUCAAAGGGUUCCGGGACUUCUUUGAGGCUUUGAACAGGAAUCUUCAGGUUGGACCUGCUGCUACCACACGAAUGCCUCUCCUCGCCGAGGUCAUUCAAGUAACGGAAGGUUGCACGUAUCUUGAUCCCGUUACUGAGACCGCUGAAAUUCAACGCAUGGUGAAUUCCCAUAACCUUGCAUUGCGCAAUUCAGCCCUCAACCGCAGCAAGAGCCGGAACGGACGCUUACAGAUCAAGCGCAUUGUCUUCUACACAGGGUAUCUGGUUACCCAGGACGUGUCAAACAACAUGACUCAAAAAUUGCUGGGUCCAAUGCUGCCUCCUGGGCUUGCUGAAUCAAAUGACCUGAAAUACAUGGCUAACAGCAUCCUAAUCACACCCCGCCCCGCAUCCCGCUCCAUUCUGGACAAGAUUGGUGGUAUGGGCAAGACACUAAAGUGGCAGGUCACCGGAACUGGAAGCCUGGAUAACAAGAUCUGGGCAGCCCGCGUGGCCCCCAUUCCAGCAACCGAACCAUUCCACACAGAGAACCCACUGCCUAUUGUAGUAUUGGCUGUUCGCAAGGGUGCCCGUCUGAUCGAUGCAGGCAAGAUUCAGAACUGGCACCCCCUUCCCGCUGACAAGGCUAUGACUUUUGAUACUGUCAUUGGAGAGAAGGUGGUUUUGCGAGUUGAAGAGAUCGGGGACUCCCGUGUUGGUGACCGCCCUUUCAACAAAAGCCAAAAGAGACGCUUCCAGGGUGAUCAAGAUGAGGCCAACUGGACACCUCAGCAGCACAAUGGCCAUGAAGGCCCUCACCAGGCUCGUGGCAAUUACCACCAUUCCUACCGGGGUGGUGACCCGCGGUACCAGCAUGAUGAUAAUCAACGAGGAAGAGGUCACCGUGGCCGUGGUCGAGGUAAUGGACGUGGUCGUGGAAACAACCCUCGGGGUCGUGGCCGGGGCCGUGGCCGCGGAGAAUACUACCAGUACAAGUCCCUGGACGAUCAUGGAAACUCGUAUGAUGCCCAUGGAGGCGGUCAUAGUGGAGCUGCCACCAGAGGGGGCUACUCCAUGGACUAUUGA